Messenger RNA from Chenopodium quinoa (quinoa), 1360 nucleotides. RefSeq names its product probable rRNA-processing protein EBP2 homolog. Gene Ontology annotation, biological process: rRNA processing; ribosomal large subunit biogenesis. Gene Ontology annotation, cellular component: nucleolus; preribosome, large subunit precursor; nuclear periphery. The record is from RefSeq and is a predicted model, not a curated record. Lineage: Eukaryota; Viridiplantae; Streptophyta; Magnoliopsida; Caryophyllales; Amaranthaceae. The transcript has 2 exons. Bases 244 to 1158 code for a protein of 304 amino acids.
CCAUUAUUGACUCGGAGCCCAAUUCAAAAAAUUUAUAAGGCUAAACAAACAUACAACAAUCCAUGGGCCAAGGCCCAAGCUAAAUAGCAAAAACUACUUUGACGAUUGAGGCCUUCUUUACUACUCAAUUGAGCAGCCGUUAGGUAACACACAGAAAAUACAGAACAACAUUUUCUCUCCAUUGCAGCACUUUUCAAUUCUCCAUUGCAACGUCUUUCCAGAUAUACUUGCAAGCAAGCGAAGAUGGUUGUGCUUAAGAAAUACCCAUCUUCCAUCAAUGGAGGUGAAAUGGAAGACGAUGAAGAGUUCGACACAAUGGUCAGUGAUUCAGAAUCUGAUCUGGAAUCUGAAUCCGAUGGUGAAGAAAAAGAUGACAUAAAGCUAACAGAACCUUCAAAAACUGCUAUCAAUAAUAAGGAGGGUCUUCUUGAGAAGCUUAGUGAGAUAAGCUGGCCUAAGGAUGCCGAUUGGAUACACAGUCUCUCAGUAGUUAUUGAUCAAGACCAAGAAGUUGAUGUGAAUGAUGACCUUGCACGCGAGGCUGCAUUUUAUACACAAGCUUUACAAGGAACCAGAGAAGCCUUUGCUAAGCUUGAAUCUAAAGGGCUCCCAUAUCUAAGGCCGUUUGAUUAUUAUGCUGAAAUGGUGAAGACAGAUGCUCAUAUGGGAAAAGUGAAAGGCAAACUCUUGUUGGAGAAGAAGCUAAGGGAAGAACAAGAAGAGAGAAGGAAAGCUAGAGAAGCUAAGAAAUUCUCCAAACAGGUACAGGCUGAAAAGCAGAAAGACCGAGCCAAGGAGAAAAAGGAGAGCAUAGAAUCUGUUAAGAAAUGGAGGAAACAGAGGGAAAGGAGUGGGUAUGCAAAUGAUAAGGAUGAGAUGAAAUUGUCAUUUGAGGAGGGUGGAGGUGGAGCCAAAGGGAAACGCAGAGGGCCUCCUGGUGUGUCUCCCGGAGAUAGGUCUGGUGGGAAGGCUGGAAAGUUUGGCAAGGGUCAAAAGGGCAUGGACAAGAAGAGGAAGAGUCGUGAUUUUAAAGAUUCUAAAUUUGGGUUUGGGGGCAGGAAAGGUGGGAAGAAGCAGAACACCGCUGAAACAACCAACGACUUCAAAGGGUUUAAUAAGGAGUCUCGUUUUGGUAACAAGAAGAGAAAGCAAUUCUAGAUUUUAUUUUUCUUAAGCCUUCUCGUAUGUGUUGAUCUACAGUUUUGUAGCCUGUUUGAUUUUGUAAUGUCUUGAAGCCGUUAGCAGUUUUUAACAUUUUUGAGACUAUUGUCAUAUGGUGAUCAAUGUAUAAUUAUUUGCCUCAUGUAAUUUGUUAUGCAACUAAUUGAUAGAAUCACAGAACUAGACGAUACUAUAUGCA